CGGACGCAGAGUCGUGUUUAGUCUAGCGCAGCGGUCGCGAGAGCUCUAGGUAUCCUGUGCUGUGCCGCGCAGUUCGGCAGCAGCAGCCGCGGAGCGGUAGCCGCCGUGGGAGGGAGCCAUGAAGCACUACGAGGUGGAGAUUCUGGAUGCAAAGACAAGGGAGAAGCUGUGUUUCCUGGACAAGGUGGAGCCCCACGCCACCAUUGCGGAGAUCAAGAACCUCUUCACCAAGACCCAUCCGCAGUGGUACCCCGCCCGCCAGUCCCUCCGCCUGGACCCCAAGGGCAAGUCCCUGAAGGAUGAGGAUGUUCUACAGAAGCUGCCCGUGGGCACCACAGCCACGCUCUACUUCCGGGACCUGGGGGCCCAGAUCAGUUGGGUGACGGUCUUCCUAACAGAGUACGCGGGGCCCCUUUUCAUCUACCUGCUCUUCUACUUCCGAGUGCCCUUCAUCUAUGGCCACAAAUACGACUUCACGUCCAGUCGGCACACGGUGGUGCACCUCGCCUGCAUCUGCCACUCAUUCCACUACGUCAAGCGCCUGCUGGAGACGCUCUUCGUUCACCGUUUCUCCCAUGGCACCAUGCCUUUGCGCAACAUCUUCAAGAACUGCACCUACUACUGGGGCUUCGCCGCGUGGAUGGCCUAUUACAUCAACCACCCUCUCUACACGCCCCCUACCUAUGGAGCUCAGCAGGUGAAACUGGCGCUCGCCAUCUUUGUGAUCUGCCAGCUCGGCAACUUCUCCAUCCACAUGGCCCUGCGGGACCUGCGGCCCGCUGGUGAGUGCCUGCUGGGGGCAGGGGGACAGCUGGGCUGGGUGAGGGGCUCUGACUUUCUCCUGUCUUGCCUUCCAGGGUCCAAGACCCGGAAGAUCCCAUACCCCACCAAGAACCCCUUCACGUGGCUCUUCCUGCUGGUGUCCUGCCCCAACUAUACCUACGAGGUGGGGUCCUGGAUCGGUUUCGCCAUCAUGACGCAGUGUCUCCCAGUGGCCCUGUUCUCCCUGGUGGGCUUCACCCAGAUGACCAUCUGGGCCAAGGGCAAGCACCGCAGCUACCUGAAGGAGUUCCGGGACUACCCACCCCUGCGCAUGCCCAUCAUCCCCUUCCUGCUCUGAGCGCUCAUCCCUGCUGGGGCUCAGCCCCUCACCCGGGUGGCAUUCUGGGGGAGGAGUGGGGCCCACAGCUCUCCAGCACUCGGAAUAAACCCCGCCUGCCCCUGUCGGA
This is a messenger RNA of Rhinopithecus roxellana (golden snub-nosed monkey), 1229 nucleotides long. RefSeq names its product trans-2,3-enoyl-CoA reductase (gene TECR). Gene Ontology annotation, biological process: very long-chain fatty acid biosynthetic process. Lineage: Eukaryota; Metazoa; Chordata; Mammalia; Primates; Cercopithecidae. Gene Ontology annotation, molecular function: oxidoreductase activity, acting on the CH-CH group of donors. The record is from RefSeq and is a predicted model, not a curated record. The coding region runs from base 119 to 1120 and encodes 333 amino acids. The transcript is spliced from 12 exons.